AUGGCACAACCAAGAGGAUUCAUUGACAACGAAUUUCCCGAGCACGUCUGUCACCUUCGAAAAUCUAUAUAUGGCUUACGUCAGGCACCGCGACAGUGGUAUACUACAUUCACGAAAUACUUAAUUCAACUUGGAUUUCACUAUAGCACGGCGGAUCCCCCUCUGCUCACAUUCAAACAAGAUUCGACUCUUCUCUUUCUGCUUGUAUACGUCGACGACAUUCUGGUGACCGGGAACAAUGAAGCACUCCUAUCAAACAUGCUGUCCAAAUUACACAGUAAAUUCAAUAUGAAGAACCUCGGCUUGGCUCAUCACUUCCUUGGCAUCAAAAUACAAAAACUUCAAGAUAAGUAUUUCCUAUCUCAGUCUGCUUACGCUACCUCCAUUUUAAAUUCAGUAAAUCUACUUCACUGUAACCCCCUCACUAAUCCCUCGUGCACGAAACUUCCCGAUCAGGUUCCAAACGACAGCAAUCUAUCCGCAAACGAGACCUACAAACGGGUAACAGGAUCGCUGCAAUACUUGACGUUAACUCGCCCGGACAUUGCACACGCGGUUAACGUCCUCUCUCAGCAUCUGCAUGAACCAUCUCAAACACAUGCCUACCUUCUCAAGCGACUGUUACGAUACAUCAAAGGAACACUGUCGUUCGGCUUACCCAUUCUACCGGGAUCACUCAACCUUUCUACCUACUCAGACGCAGACUGGGCAGGCGAUCCAGUCACAAGAAAGUCCACAAUGGGUCACUGCACAUUCCUCGGCAGCACGCUCGUCUCGUGGACAGUCAAGAAGCAGACGACAGUUGCUCGGUUGUCCACAGAAUUCGAAUACUGGGCACUCGCAGCUGCUACCGCCGACACCAUUUGGCUCAAGCGUCUGCUUACCGACUUCAGUAUACAACAUAGCCAGCCGAUCGAGCUCUUCUGCGAUAACACCUCUGCAAUCGCGCUCGCACACAAUCCAGUGUAUCACGCCCGCACGAAGCAUAUCGAAAUUGAUCACCGGUUCGUCCGCGAUCAUAUUCAAAACCAGGUCAUCCGCCUAACUCCGAUCGACACUCUUCAUCAAAUCGCGGACAUCUUCACUAAGCCACUACCUACAGCUCGAUUCAAGGAUCUCCGCUCCAAACUCACGAUUCAAGAUGAAUCAUCCGUUUGA
Dendrobium catenatum is the source of this 1158-nucleotide messenger RNA. RefSeq lists its product as uncharacterized. The coding region runs from base 1 to 1158 and encodes 385 amino acids. The record is from RefSeq and is a predicted model, not a curated record. The transcript has a single exon. NCBI's taxonomy places the organism in Eukaryota, Viridiplantae, Streptophyta, Magnoliopsida, Asparagales, Orchidaceae.